GGGAGUCUCGAACGGUGCGUCGGUCAGUUCGAAUCCAGCUUUUCGCGACGAACAAACUAAUUCGAGAUAGAUUGAUAUCGGUCAUAAUCUUGUACAAUAAUCCGAAUAAAGAGAAAUAUUUGUAUUUGUUUUACAUUAAUAAUAGAUUUAGAACAAACGAUGACGACGUGUGAGCAAUUACGUGGUACAAGGAAGACAUGUAGGUGAGAAUAUUCGUGAUAAGAGAAAUCGUAGAAAACCGAAGGAAGGAAGAAAAAAAAAAAAAGGAAAGAAAAUACCUGAUAUAAAAGUAAAACCGGUAAAAGUGGUAAUAGCGGUGGAAAGAAGAAAAAAAAAGAAAGAGGAAAAAAAAAGGAACAAGAAAAAAGAAGAAAAAGGAAAGCAGACAUUACGGUUUCGAAAGUGUCAACUAUUGUGGAAAACAACGAUCGAUCAUUCAUCUUUCUCUUAUUCUUUUAUUAUUCGUCAUCUUUUUGCAAAGAAAUCAACACGAAAACUCAAGAUGUGGCACAAUCUAACGUGCGUCGACGAUUUUCUAAACCGUGCCUUUCACAAGGUCGGCCUUGUGGUCGGCCGUCAUCCUGGUUAUUUUGUCAUCGUACCAACCCUCUUGGCCUGCAUUUGCUUCACCGGAUAUCAAAGGAUACACUACGAGAUCGAUCCAGAAUAUCUCUUCUCACCGGUUGACGGUCCUGGAAAGACCGAGCGAGCUAUAGUCGAGCAAUAUUUCAAAGUCAACUAUAGUCAUCAGUUUAACGUCGGCCGUAUCACCAGGCCAGGUCGAUUUGGCCAUGUAAUAAUUAUUCCGAAAGACGGCGAUCCAAAUAUGCUGCGAAGCGUAAUUUGGAAUGAAUUGCGAGAGUUGGAUCGAAUAAUACGAGAAGUUAAAAUAAAAUAUGAAGACGAAAUAUUCACUUAUGAAGAGAUAUGUGCACGUUGGCUCGACGAAUGUUUCAACAACGACAUUCUUAAUCUUCAUCACGUAAUAGAGGAGGUAGAAAAUAGGGAGCUCAAUCUAACGUUUCCGGUGAUGUUUAAUCCUGUGACAUGGGACGCCCAUCUAUUCCCGGUUUUCUUCGGCGGUAGUGUCAUCAGUGAGGAUCUAACGAUCGAGUCGGUGCCGUCGGUCCAGCUCGCCUACUUCAUCACCGUCGACAACCCACGGCAAGAUGCUAUUGGCGCCGCCUGGGAGGAAGCCUUUCUAAACAUAGUCGGCGAGGCUGAGGAUAGCGGUAUUUUCAAGCACAUAAGCACAGCGCGAUUUGCCUCGAGGACAUUGGAAUUAGAGUUGGAAGCAAAUACGAAAACAAUUGUUCCGUAUUUCUCAAGCACGUUCGCAGUAAUGGGUAUCUUUUCUGUGGUGACCUGCAUGAUGACCGACUGGGUACGAAGUAAACCCUGGCUUGGCCUUCUUGGGAACGUGUCCGCCGGUAUGGCGACCGUUGCCGCUUUUGGACUAUGCAUGUAUCUAGGAGUCGAUUUCAUCGGUCUCAAUCUCGCUGCACCAUUUUUGAUGAUCGGUAUUGGAAUUGAUGAUACAUUCGUAAUGUUGGCCGCCUGGAGACGAACGUGUAUUACCAAACCCGUACCUGAGAGAAUGGCCCAAACCUUAAGCGAGGCUGCUGUGUCGAUCACGAUCACAUCUUUGACUGACAUGAUAUCGUUCUUCAUUGGCAUACUAUCGCCAUUUCCCUCGGUACAAAUAUUCUGCAUUUACUCAGGUUUCGCCGUAGUAUUUACCUUCCUCUUUCAUUUAACCUUCUUCUCUGGAUGCGUUGCCAUAAGCGGUUAUUGCGAGCAAAAGAAUCUUCACAGCGUCGUAUGUUGCAAAGUUCAGCCUCUUUCAAAAUCAUCUCAUCGAUCUUGGCUUUAUCGAUUGUUCUGUACCGGAGGAGUCGAUCCAGAUGAUCCAAAGAAUCCAAUUGACAAUCCUGAACACGGAUGCAUGACCUGGUUCCGAGAUUAUCUGGCUGCAGCUUUGAAUUGUCGUCCUGUCAAGGCCAUUAUCAUAUUCAUUUUCAUAUGUUAUUUACUUGGUGCUUUAUACGGACUGACUACGCUACAGGAAGGAUUGGAUAGACGAAAGCUUUCCAAGGAAGAUUCUUACUCGAUUGCCUUCUACGAUCGCGAAGACUUUUACUUCCGUGAAUUUCCUUAUAGAAUACAGGUGGUAGUGUCCGGCGAGUAUGACUAUAGCGAUCCAGAGAUACAGCAACAAAUGGAGAACCUCACGAGAUCCCUCGAGGCUAGUUCAUACAUAAGCGCACCGAUCUACACGGAAAGCUGGUUGCGCAGCUUCCUAAGUUACGUAUCGCGAAACGAAGACUACCUAAAUGUUACCAUCAAAGACGAGGGUAACUUUGUCAAGGCGUUAAAAGAGAUAUGGUUAUAUUCGACUAGUACCUUUUCCCUCGAUGUUAAAUUUGACGAUAACGACGAGCACAUUGUCGCAAGUAGAUUUUUGAUACAAGCUGUGAACGUAAGCGGUACGAAUCAGGAGAAAGAGAUGGUAAAGGAAUUACGAAAGAUAUGCAAGGAUUCAUCAUUAAACGCUAGCGUAUUCCAUCCGUAUUUCGUAUUUUUCGAUCAAUUCGAAUUGGUAAGGCCUACGAGUAUACAAUGCAUGAUAUUUGGCGCAUUGGUAAUGAUGCUUAUCAGUUUUAUCUUCAUACCAAAUGUAUUGUGUUGCCUUUGGGUGGCAUUUUGUAUCGUCUCGAUCGAAUUGGGGGUCGCCGGUUACAUGGCCCUAUGGAACGUUAAUCUCGAUAGCAUUUCUAUGAUAAAUCUGAUAAUGUGCAUUGGAUUCAGCGUUGAUUUCACGGCUCACAUAUGUUACGCUUAUAUGAGCUCGAAGAAAGUCACGCCCGAGGAUAGGGUUAAAGAAAGUUUGUACAGUUUGGGUUUACCGAUUGUACAAGGUGCCGCAUCAACUAUAUUAGGCUUGGUUGCAUUAUUAUUAGCCGGUACAUAUAUAUUCUUGGUAUUCUUCAAAAUGGUAUUUUUGGUUAUAUUCAUUGGUGCCAUGCACGGUCUGUUUUUAUUGCCAGUAUUAUUGUCGAUAUUUGGUCCAGGUUCCUGUACAAGUUCCAAUAGUAAUGACGAUCAAGAAAACGACGUUGAAAGGGUAAAGAGAAAUGUUAUAAUGGAGAAAGAAUUGAUCGAUAAACUUAAACAACCUUUCGUUAUACCUCAUCCGACUUUGUCCUACUAUCAUCACACAGGCAUGAUAAAAUCUCUUCAACCGAGUCCGUCCACAAGUUUGGCGGCAUUCGAGGAACGCGAUCCUGGAUUAGGUACUAGCGAGGAUAGCAAUUCAACUGAGAGUGGUUCCUCGCAAAGUAGAAGACGUCAGCGUGAAUUGGACGAGGAAAAGCGGAAACAUCAACAAGAGCUUUCUAGAAGAUCUAUUGGCGUACUUUACGGUGUAUCACAGUUUCAACCUGCUAUAGGGGCUGGCGGAUCUAUAGGAGGAGGAGGAGGAGGAGGAGGAGGAGGAGGAAAUCAACAAACGCAACCCGUUCCCGAUUAUCCAGGCGCGAUAAAACAAGAUCAUCAUUCACCAAGGGAUACUCGUUCUACGGAUCAACGUAUAUUCCGUACAGUACCGUAUCUAGGACCGCAUUUGGGAUACCGUGUGCCCAAUCAAAUUCACAGGGACUAUAGACGUAGCCGAUCUCAUCAUAAUCUUCAUAAUCUUCAUAAUACAUCCUCGAGAUGUACGAACGAAAAAAAGGAGAAACGAAAAUCACGCCGCAUUUAUGUAAGAUGAGAGACAGAGAGAGAGAGAGAGAGAGAGAGAGAGAGAGAGAGAGAGAGAGAGAGAGAGAGAA
This is a messenger RNA of Vespa crabro (European hornet), 3830 nucleotides long. It is a transcript of the gene Ptr, whose product is annotated as patched domain-containing protein 3. The coding region runs from base 503 to 3769 and encodes 1088 amino acids. The record is from RefSeq and is a predicted model, not a curated record. The transcript is spliced from 10 exons. Lineage: Eukaryota; Metazoa; Arthropoda; Insecta; Hymenoptera; Vespidae. Gene Ontology annotation, cellular component: plasma membrane; cytoplasmic vesicle membrane.